AUGGCAGCUCUGCAGGUGCAGGUGACCAGAAUAAUAUCAGUCCAUCAGUCUCAAACGGAGGCAGAGCUGAAGUGUCACAGCAGCUGCAGUCCAGCUGAUCAUCUUUCCUACAUCUGGUUCAAGAACGAACAGAAAAUCUCAAAACAACAAACUUCUACUUACACAGGUUCCUUUAAUCCUGGAGAAAAGAUCUCCUGUGCUUUCAAAGGACAUGAAGCUCACCGGUCUCCAUCAGUGUACCCUUCAAAGCUUCCCUCUGUGUCAGUGAGUCCAUCUGGUGAGAUAGUGGAGGGAAGUUCAGUGACUCUGACCUGUCGCACUGAUGCUAACCCAGCAGCUGAAAACACUUUGUACAAGGGGAACCAAAGUCUGCCUCUGGGAUCAGGAGGAACUUAUCAUUUCACCUCCAUCAGCUCUGAGGACAGAGGAUUCUACGACUGCAAAUCUGAUGAUCAGUCUGUGUCUUUGUUCAUAAAUGUCCUGUAUGCUCCAAAGCUUCCCUCUGUGUCAGUGAGUCCAUCUGGUGAGAUAAUGGAGGGAAGUUCAGUGAAUCUGACCUGCAGCAGUGAUGCUAACCCAGCAGCUACUUACACCUGGUUCAAGGAGAAUGAAGACUCACCACUUCAUUCAGGACAGAUCUUCACCGUCACUGACUUUACAGCUGAACACAGUGGGAAUUAUUACUGUGAAGCUCAGAACACAAGAGGGCGUCAUAACUCCACCUUUUAUCUGAAUGUUGCAUCACGUUCAUGGAAGUUCCCAAUUACUCUGUCGAUCACUGCUGUCGUUCUGGCCUUCAUUCUUCUCUUUCUCCUGCUAUGGAUUAGAAGCCACAGGUCUGUGAAACAGCAACCUCAGGCUGGAGAGGGACCAGACAGUAGAACAGAGAUGGAUGAAAUCCAGUAUGCCAGUGUGCAAUUCACUGCAAACCAGCCAGAUGCUGUCUACUCCAACUUCAGCCCAGGUCAGAUGGACCGAUACCAGGAGGAGUCUGUGGUGUACUCAACGACCAAACCCAACAGAUCUACAAGACCAAGAAAUCAAGCAGCUGUGGAGGAUCCAUCUGCACUGUAUAGCAAAGUUGUGAGAAAAUAACAUGGAUCUGCUGGUAUCUUCAGUGAGUCGCUUCAGACAGACGUGGUCAGUAAUUAGCAUGAAGGCAGCAACAUUUCAUACAAAAUGCAUUUAUAGUAUUGAAGAUGAACUAAACAUUAGACCUCAGAGUAACACGGAGGCAUUUUCUUCAUUUGUUUCCAAUGAAAGGAAACAAAGUGUAGUGAGCUCGUGCUGUACAGAUUGUAAAGCCCCUUAAAGCAAAUUUGAAACUCUUUUUGGGUUCAUAAAAUUGGCCUGAUUUGACCAGUCUUUAAUGGGAUUCAGCACACUUCUACAAAAUGUCCAGAGAGUUAAGCUAGUAUCUCUUCACAUUGUUGUUUAAAUGUUUUAAUGAUUGUCCCUCACUCAGUGUAAGUCAGAAAACUAUGUUCAGAAUCCAUAUUUAUAAUUUUACUGCUUCACCACCACAGCCAUUUAUUAACUGCCUGCAUCAGUGUGUUUGUUUAUCCACUUUAAAAGCUGUGUGUUCAUCAUGUUGGCUUUGUUUUGUCUCACAUGGAAAAUCAAUAAAAAAAGAACAAUUUUCUUUCUUUCUGCCGUGGCACUUUAAAUGGAAAUGAGUAUCUUUAGUGUAUGUAUGCAUAAACACUGCUGGUCAAAGGUUUUAGAAACUAUCCCAAUUGACUCGAGGUGAGGGCAGGGGACAUCCUGGACAGGUGAAAACACAAUCUGUGUUUCCACUGGAGGUCCUUUUUUAUUGUACUUUAACUGCAUUCAUUUUACUACAAAGCUACUUUGGAUUUAUUUUUUUUUGACAUUGGUUUUAGUGGUGACACAGGUCAGUAAAUCAAUCAAUUUCAACUAGAAUCCUCUAGUAAAAUUGUGCCAUUUUGGGGGUAAAUAUACCGUUUGUGAUUUUGAUAUGGAAGCUUAAAAAUCCUUAAAUUUGUCUUCAGUUCACUGUUAUUGCUGGACAACCUUUAAGGUAAUGUCUGGUGUUACCAUUCACCCCUGCUGUUCUUCCUUUGUAAUGUUUUGUUUUGUACGCACAGAGAAUAUUUCUGAAACUGUGCCAAAGUACUGGUCUGGAUGGAGAUCAUUUCUAUUUAAAAACGCCAUUUAAAGUGAAAACGUGACAAUACGGAUGUAACUGGGUUUCAGCACUGUGUUCACCUGCUUCAUGCAAUUUAUUUUGGUAAUUUUGAUUUUGCAUUUUGUUUUCAUUAAUAAACUAAUUUUUCCACCUC
This is a messenger RNA of Acanthochromis polyacanthus (spiny chromis), 2303 nucleotides long. Its product is annotated as B-cell receptor CD22-like. The transcript has 8 exons. Bases 1 to 1095 code for a protein of 364 amino acids. The record is from RefSeq and is a predicted model, not a curated record. NCBI's taxonomy places the organism in Eukaryota, Metazoa, Chordata, Actinopteri, Pomacentridae.